Messenger RNA from Saprolegnia parasitica CBS 223.65, 3380 nucleotides. RefSeq lists its product as hypothetical. The coding region runs from base 22 to 3270 and encodes 1082 amino acids. Gene Ontology annotation, molecular function: calcium ion binding; mannosyl-oligosaccharide 1,2-alpha-mannosidase activity. The record is from RefSeq and is a predicted model, not a curated record. The transcript is spliced from 2 exons. Gene Ontology annotation, cellular component: membrane; endoplasmic reticulum. Gene Ontology annotation, biological process: endoplasmic reticulum mannose trimming; mannose trimming involved in glycoprotein ERAD pathway; carbohydrate metabolic process. NCBI's taxonomy places the organism in Eukaryota, Oomycota, Saprolegniomycetes, Saprolegniales, Saprolegniaceae.
GCUCAGUGUCGACAGCGAAGCAUGAAACGGAGGGCGGCGCUGCUCGUGCUGCUGGUCGUGGCGCUGGGCGCCGGGGCGCUCACCCACGUCCCGAAGCCGUCUGCGACGACCGCGCCACCGAUGGCCAGACCGCGCGCCGCUGACCGUACCAGUCUCGACGGCGUCUGCCGCACGUUCCACAUGAGCGGCUCGUGGUGGCGCUACGAGUGGUGCCACCAAGAGCACGUGCGGCAGUACUCGGUCGACCCGGUCACGGGCGCGGAGGCCUCGGUGAACAUCAUUGGCCGCUUCUUCGGUGCGACCGACGGCGAGGCGUCGCCGACGCGCGCCCGGCCGUUCUUGACGCACGUGUUUCUGAACGGCGACAUGUGCCAUGGCGGGUCGCGGCAGUCGCCGGUCGCGCGCAACCGCAGCGCCGAGGUACGCUUCUCGUGCUGCAGCUUUCGACCGACGGAGACGUACAUUGAGAGCAUAUCGGAGCCGCUCUUAUGCGAGUACCUCGUGAGCGUCUGUACGCCGUUGGCGUGCGUCACCAAGCUGCAGGCGCCCGACGAGAGCAGCGACGACACCAAGCGGCUCCGGGCCACCGUCAAGGCCAUGUUCUACCACGCGUACAACAACUACAUGGAGCACGCGUUCCCGCUCGACAACCUCCGGCCAAUUUCGUGCAAGGGCGACACGUUCGAGCUCGGGAAGAUCCCGAUGCUGACGCUCAUCGACACUCUCGACACACUGGUCGUCUUUGGCGACUUUGACGAGUUUCGCCGCGCGGUGGGUCUCGUGCUCGCGGGUGCGAGCUUCGACUUGAACACCGAGGUCUCGGUCUUUGAAACAACGAUCCGGGUGCUUGGUGGGCUUCUCUCGGCGCACAUGUUUGCGGUCGAUGCGUCGCUUGGCAUCUAUCCGGACGGCGCGUAUACCGAUGGGCUCCUGCGCUUGGCGGUCGACCUCGCCGACCGGCUUCUCCCCGCGUUUGUGACCAAGACAGGGAUUCCGUACGGGACCGUCAAUCUGCGCUACGGCGUGCCCGAGGGCGAGACGACCGUGGCCUCGACAGCCGGCGCCGGGUCGCUCACGAUGGAGUUUACAAUGCUGAGUGUCUUGACGGGCAACCCGGUGUACGCGAUCGCAUCGCGCAAGGCCGUGCGGGCGCUCUAUGAGCGCAAAUCGAGCGUCGGGCUCCUCGGCAAGCACAUUGACGUCGACUCGGGCGACUGGACCGAGACGAUUAGCGGCCCGGGCUCCAAUUCCGACAGCUUUUACGAGUACCUCCUCAAGAUGUACGUGCUUUUCGGCGACGACGAGUCGCUCGCGAUGUUUCAGCACGUCUACUCGAACGUCAUGGAGCACAACAAGCACGGCGACUGGUACGGCGACGUCUCCAUGUGGGAUGGCUGCACGGGCGGUGCGGCCAUUGUCUUCGACAACCUCGUCGCGUUCUGGCCGGGCAUGCAGACGCUGCUCGGCGACUUCGAGACGAGUGCGAAGAGCCUCAACGCCUACUACCAGGUGUGGCACAAGUACGGCUUUCUGCCCGAGCAGUUUGACGUGGGUCGGUGGCGCCCGAAGAAGGCGUCGAGCAACCGGUACCCGCUGCGGCCCGAGCUCAUCGAGUCGACCUUCUACAUGCACGCGGCGACGCGCGAUGACACGUGGCGCAAGGCCGGCGCGGCGUUCGUUGCAUCAAUCGAGCGCUUCUCCAAGACGACCUGCGGCUACGCGUCGAUCGCGGACGUCGAGUCGCGCGCCCAGGAGGACGACAUGCCGUCCUUCUUCCUCUCGGAAACGUGCAAGUACCUCUACUUGCUUUUCGACGACACCAAUCUGCUCCGGCAAGGCAACUACGUCUUUACGACCGAAGCGCACCCGUUCCCGGUGCUUUCGUCGGCCCAAGUCGCGGCCAUUUGGACGCGAGGCAGCGACCCGAGCCUGCAGCCGGCGCCCCGACAAGCGCUCACGUGCCCCCGCCUCCCGUUCUACGCCCCCGUCUCGUUCAACACGUCGUACCAAGAUGCGUUUGUCAAGAUGAAGCCCCGUUGCGACGCGCCGCGCCGAUCGGGUGCCAAGGCGAGCAAGAAGACGCCGGCCAAGGUGACGGCGCCCCGCGUCUUGCACGGCGGCGACGCGCUCGGCAACUUUCUCAUCGACCAGCUCGUCGGCGGCUUCCGUGCCCGCAGCGAUCGGUUUCCCGGCGAUGCGCUCAAGGUCACCAACCUCGGCGACCCCAAGAUCGUCGUCGAGUUCCACUCGUCCGACCCCGCGCCGCUCGCGGACUUUCGCAUCCACAACUUUGAGACGGACGUGACGACGCGCUGUCGACUGCUCGUCUACGACGCCGACGACCAAUUACUCGACACGAUCACGUGCUCGGGCGCGCUCUUUGGUCCGACCAAGACGGAAGGGGCGUCCGUGCUGGUCGAGAAGCGGCCGCUGGAGCUCGCAUCGCCCUUGCGCGCGUGUGCGGCCAUGGAGGCCGUCAGCAUCGGCGCGAUCGCGCUCGUCCAGCGCGGCGACUGCUACUUUGACGACAAGGCGCGCCGGGGCAUGGACGCUGGCGCCAGCGCCGUCAUCAUCGUCAACAACGACGCCGCCGAGGACCUCAUGAUCAUGGCGCGGUCGUCGUCGCUCGAUGCGGCGCUGGACGAAACGCCCAUCUCGGUGCCCAUCGUCAUGGUCGCACCGACGGCCGAGGCGCGACUUCGCCGACCCAACACCCGCAUCUCGCUCGAGCAUCACUCGGUGCCCCUCGACGACGACGACUUCCCGUACGUUGUCGGGUCGCGCUACGACCUCAAAGUCGUGGGGCCGCACGGCUGGGGCCUCCACCUCGCGCUCAAGACGAGCGACGCGACGGGCGUCUCGGCGUGGACGAUUGCACUUGUGGACGCCACGGCCCCCGAAGAGGAUGACAGCGAUGACGUCGACGCGUCGACGUCGGAGGAGACGACGACCCAAGCCUUUGCGCGCGUCUUGCAGCAGCUCAAGGGACUCGGCUUCUCGGACGAAGCGCUGCAUUUGCUCGAGAACGAAGACGACGCGGAUCUGCGACUCGAGGCGCUCCUCAACGGGCUCCGAGACGUCGGACUCGACGAGAUGGCCGACAAGGUAGCACUCAAGACAAGCGACGCCAAGCUCGCAACGACCUCCAAGGACGACCCUCUCACUCCUGCCGACGCCAAAAGGUCUCAGUCGAUGGACCGCGAAGCGGACUCGGCCUCGAGUGACAUGUGCACGGACGCCGACGCCCCCACCAACGUCCCUGGUAGGUAGGUCGUCACGAGGGAGCUACUCGAACAAAACGAGUCGUGUCAUCGUCUUAGGUCAGAUACGCGGCUGUGAUUUCUUCCGACGACGAGUCGCGCAAAAUGUUCUCCUACCAG